AUGCUAAUCAGCUUAAUUUUUUUAAAAACUUCCCUAAGCCCUUUCUUUCCAUGGAUUAUCCAUAAGAUAAAUCUCACAUGGAGCAUUGAACUAUCGGAAGAAUAUCAGCAUCCAGCCCUCCUGCUUGUUGAUGGAGUAUCUUCCAUUUGUGCCCUCGAUCUUCGUACGGAUGAAUGGGGAGUUGAUGUUGCCCUAGCUGGCUCUCAGAAGGCUCUUUCCCUCCCUACUGGUUUAGGCAUAGUAUGCGCAGGCCCAAAAGCCUUAGAGGCCUCAAAAAAUGCAAAAUCACUUACAGUUUUCUUUGACUGGAGUGACCGCUUGAAGUUCUACAAGUUGGGAGCCUACUGGCCUUACACUCCUUCCAUCCAUUUGUUUUAUGGUCUCAGAGCAGCUCUUGAUCUCAUUUUCUAG
Molecule: messenger RNA, 411 nt
Organism: Neltuma alba
Lineage: Eukaryota; Viridiplantae; Streptophyta; Magnoliopsida; Fabales; Fabaceae
Product: serine--glyoxylate aminotransferase-like
Exons: 1
Coding region: 1-411 (136 amino acids)
Cellular component (GO): peroxisome
Molecular function (GO): L-serine:pyruvate transaminase activity; L-alanine:glyoxylate transaminase activity
Source: RefSeq, a predicted model, not a curated record